Messenger RNA from Metarhizium album ARSEF 1941, 528 nucleotides. RefSeq names its product Oxo-4-hydroxy-4-carboxy-5-ureidoimidazoline decarboxylase. The record is from RefSeq and is a predicted model, not a curated record. NCBI's taxonomy places the organism in Eukaryota, Fungi, Ascomycota, Sordariomycetes, Hypocreales, Clavicipitaceae. The transcript is spliced from 2 exons. Bases 1 to 528 code for a protein of 175 amino acids.
AUGGCACACAAGCUCCCUCAGAUCAGCGAGUUGCAAACUCUGUCAAAAUCUUCUCAGACAACAGCAUUGGAUCUUCUCUUUGAGCCUAGUCCGGCUAUUCAGUCGACCCUCUUGCCGGUGGUGCGAAACGCCAAAUACUCGUCUUACUCGGAACUAAUAGAUGAGUGCCGGACUGCGCUGUUCGAUCUCGCAAGCAAUUCUGCUCCAUCUAAACCGAAUCCCGCCUUGUUGUCCGUUGUUGGGUCUCACCCACGCCUGGGCUCCAAAAGAGUCGACUCAGCACAAUCAGCUGCAGAGCAAGCCAAUCUUCAAGGGGAUGGAGAGCAGCUUGCAGAACUCAAUCGGGAGUAUGAAGAAAGAUUUCCCGGCUUGCGAUUCGUCGUCUUUGUAAACGGCAGAGGGCGAUCUGAAAUUAUGAAUGAUAUGAGGGCACGCAUUGACCGUGGGGACUUUGCCAAAGAAGUUGACGCGGCGCUUCAGGCCAUGUGUGACAUUGCAAAGGACAGGGCAUCCAAGCUGUUGGCUUGA